Colletotrichum truncatum is the source of this 1158-nucleotide messenger RNA. RefSeq names its product glutaminyl-peptide cyclotransferase. Gene Ontology annotation, molecular function: glutaminyl-peptide cyclotransferase activity; zinc ion binding. NCBI's taxonomy places the organism in Eukaryota, Fungi, Ascomycota, Sordariomycetes, Glomerellales, Glomerellaceae. The record is from RefSeq and is a predicted model, not a curated record.
AUGGGUCUCCUGACCUCACUCCCGAAGCUACCCCUCGUUGGGUCCAUUCUCAUCGUCCUCUGCUCCUUCUUCACGCCCACGACGGCCUAUACCGAACUCGGAGACGAUGCUCUACGCGCGAUUCCCUCCGGAGGGGACAGCUUUAACAUCAACACCGGCUCCCUGCUCGCGCCGAUCCUUAUUCCUCGCGUUCCUGGCACCCCUGGCUCGUCCAAAGUGCAGCAACACUUUGUAGACUUUUUCCGUGCCAACCUGCCCGAGUGGACGAUCGAGUGGCACAACUCGACUUCCAAGACGCCCGCGACAGGAGACAAGGAUAUACCGUUCACCAACCUCAUCUUUCGCCGCGAUCCGCCAUGGGCCAAGGAUGGAGAGGUCGAGCGCUUGACGCUCGUUGCUCAUUAUGACAGUCUCGUUCACCCCGAUGGCUUUAUAGGAGCGAUUGAUAGCGCGGCACCAUGCGCGAUGCUUCUCCAUGCUGCGAGGAGCAUCGAGGCUGCUCUGGUGAAGAAGUGGAAGGCCAUGCAGGCGUCGGGUGACGCUGGAAGUGGGCUGGAGGAGGAGAAGGGAAUACAAAUCGUUCUGCUUGACGGAGAGGAGGCAUGGGUUACCUGGACCGACACGGAUUCCCUUUAUGGAGCUAGGGCACUCGCUCAAAGCUGGGAAGAGGAAAUUCACCCCGACUCGAUCUACAAGUCCGGGCUUUCGUCCAUCAGCCUGUUUCUUCUCAUCGAUCUACUCGGUGCUCCUAACCCACAGAUCCCCUCAUAUUUCGCAUCAACACACUGGGCUUACAAGAAAAUGGCCAAGAUUGAACAUCGCAUGCGCAAGCUGGGGGUGCUUGAGUCCAAGCCAAAGCGACCCUUCUUGGUGGAUAGGAACAAGAAGGAAGGCGGUUUGGCGCAAGGCUACAUCAUGGACGACCACGUGCCGUUCAUGGAACGUGGCGUUGAGAUUUUGCACAUCAUUCCGAAUCCGUUCCCUGAGGUCUGGCAUCAGAUAACAGAUGACGGAGAGCACUUGGAUUUGCCAACAGUUCGGGACUGGGCUCGUAUCAUCACGGUAUUUGCGGCAGAAUGGAUGGAGGUGGAUGAAUUUCUGCCAAAAAAGCCGGCAGAGAAGAUGCACGAUCCCAGUGACCCUCGGAUGGAACUUUGA